Durusdinium trenchii is the source of this 1404-nucleotide messenger RNA. The record is from the annotation of a GenBank genome assembly. NCBI's taxonomy places the organism in Eukaryota, Dinophyceae, Suessiales, Symbiodiniaceae.
AUGGGACGUGGCAGGGAUUCAAAGAGAGCUCGAAUGACUCCGCCAAUGAUGCAAGGGUGGAAUCCUAUGAUGGCAGGAGGACCUAUGAUGGGUGGAUGGAAUCCGAUGAUGGCGGCCAUGAUGGGUUCGAUGAACCCAAUGAUGAUGGGUGGCAACCAACAUGUUGACGAUGGUUCAUCAUCGGAUGAGGGGGCGGCAUCACAGGCAAAGGCUGCGCCAGUCCAAUCUCCAAUGACUUGUCCACCAAUCAGUUCUUCAUCAGCAGGUGCGGACCCGUUCCAAGAUGCUGCAGCUGUGGCUAUCCACAACUUGAAGGAGCGGAGAAGUGCUCUCUACCAAACGAGUGCGGACAAGAUCAUCACUCGCAUGUGGACCUGCACUUUGCAUGCAACCCUGCAGAAGCACCUUUCAGAGUGUAUCGAAGCACUGGAUGAGCAUCUUGAUCCCACGGCAACAUCCAGUUUGAGCCUGCUAUCACUUUGCCGCUUGAUCUGGCUGCUCACAAGACAGAAACCAUCUGUGUGUAUCAGCCGUCUGAGGGUAUCCAGCUACGGUGAACUCUACACGAGGUUGUGCCAGCGUCAUCAAUUGAUCCUGCAGAAUUCCUCUGAGAUGCAACAGGCCAUGGCAGCUAUUCGGCAGGAACCGCUUCUCACAGAUGCUUUUGUCCAGGCAAUAUCUGAGGCCCAAGGAUGGUGUGACCACUGGAUGACAGAGGUUGAACCAAAAGCCAGAGGGCGAGGGGCCAAAGCGGUCUCUGCAGACCUCCAGGCUGCUUUGGCGGGAAACCGCCUCAUCCCUGACAUGCUCAAAGCAGCCGGACCUGCGCCAGCGGGACAGGUGCCUGCUGCUGGUCGGAUUGGAAUGCCUCUGCCUCCACCUCCCAAUCCCAAUGCCAGAGUGCCUGUGGCUGCUAUCGUUCCGGAUGCAAAGGCACCACCACCUCGCCCACCUACUCUUCCUGCUGUGAUGGGUGUAUUGGGUCAGGCUGCCAUGCCCUUGGAUGAAGGCAACGAGGUGAAUGGGAAUGAUGGCAAUGAUGGCAAUGCAGUUCCUCAGGCCAGUGAGAUUGGCGGCAAUAGCUCUGAUGAGCCUGCUGCUCCGCCUAACCUCAUCGCAGAUGCUGGUGGUGCUCAUGAUCAUGGAGAUGAAGAGCCACUUUGUGCAAUCUGUCAACAAUCGCUGAGGCCACAAUCGGAGGAGGUACAAAUGCUGGAAUGUGGACACGUGUGGCAUUCAGCUUGCUUGGAGGACGCCUGGAAUGUGGGUGGACAUCAAAGGGGGUGGUGCCCCUUCAAGUGCAAUGUGAAUGUGGCAGCUCAAGCGAAUGGUCCUGGGCAAGGGCAGCAAGGCAAUGCAGCAGCAGCAGCAGCACCGCCAAUGUUGGCACCAAUGAUCCUUUGA